Hemibagrus wyckioides is the source of this 3967-nucleotide messenger RNA. It is a transcript of the gene xpc, whose product is annotated as xeroderma pigmentosum, complementation group C. Bases 220 to 2958 code for a protein of 912 amino acids. Gene Ontology annotation, cellular component: cytoplasm; XPC complex; nucleotide-excision repair factor 2 complex. Gene Ontology annotation, biological process: mismatch repair; nucleotide-excision repair. Gene Ontology annotation, molecular function: single-stranded DNA binding; damaged DNA binding. The record is from RefSeq and is a predicted model, not a curated record. NCBI's taxonomy places the organism in Eukaryota, Metazoa, Chordata, Actinopteri, Siluriformes, Bagridae. The transcript is spliced from 14 exons.
CCGGAAGUGACGUUUGGCGGCAUGUUUCGGUGUUAUUCAACAAACCAUGCUCGGCGCUUGUGUAACUGUGGUUUCUGAAUGAAGUUACACAAGCAGCCACACACACACACACACACACACACACACACAGAGAGUGCCUGCACGCUGAACACACCACGCUGUUUCACUCUAUAACUUAGUUUCUGGGAAUCGGAAACGGAGUACGAGUCCAGAGCUAACAUGGCUAAACAUAAACACCGGGCUGUUGCGACUGAAAAGGAGAGCACAAAGGAGAAGAUUCAGGCUGUUAAGAAGAGAAAAGCUGCUCCUAAAACACCGAGCAUCAAAGACAAGGGUACUAGAGCCAAAACUAUUGCCAAGACCGCCAAACCCAGAGGCCAAGCAUCAAAAAAGGCACGUAAGCCAGCGGCUGGAAAGAAGAGCAAAUACUUCAGUGAGCCAUUAAAAGAUGAGCCUGAGGACAUCUUUGAAGAUUCGAGCACGUCACUUCCAGAGAGCUCUGUGGUGAAGAACGCCGAUAACAAGAUCAAAGAAGAGAAAAAAGAAAACGAGAGUGAAGAGAGUGAUGAAGAUGAGGAUUGGGAAGAAGUGGAAGAACUGGCAGGUCCAUUAGGACCAGCAGAGGAAGACCAAGAACCUGCAGUUCCUUCACAGCCUGUGGAAAUUGAGAUUGAGACAACUGAGGCCAGACACAAGAGACAGAAAAAGGAGAAUCGGCAAGCAGAGUUGGAGACUUACCUGCGCAGAAUGAUGAAACGUUUCAAUAAGGAGGUACAAGAGGAUACACACAAGGUUCAUCUGUUAUGUUUAUUGGCUAGCGGACUGUUCCGGAACCGCCUGUGCUGUGAGCCUGACCUAUUGGCCAUCACCUUGUCCUUAAUUCCCUCUCACUUCACCAUGGUUAUUAAAAAACGUAUCAACACUGUCUAUCUGGAGGGUCUCCUGAAGUGGUUUAAUGAGACGUUCACACUAAACCCUGCCCUCCCCGAAGAGAAGGACAUGUCACUGCGAGCGCUGCUGGAGAGACGUUUGGGAAGUCUGUCAGCACGUAACCAUCAGGAGAUGACCUACCUGUUUCUGUUGGUGCUGAGGUCACUGCACCUCUACUGUCGUCUGGUGCUCUCACUACAACCAUUAUCCUUCAAGCCACCAACAAAAAAGGAAAAGGCACAAACCUCCAGCAGUCCUCUUUCUAAAGAGAAAUCUAAUGAAGCUGAUAAAAAGCCACCAGAACCCAAAGUUUCCCCUGGGUCCAAACGCCCAUCUUCUUCCAGUACUGAGGGGCAACCGAAGAGGGGCGGAAAGAGACAGAAAAGGAAUGUUGAGGAUGGAGGGGACAAGGAGAAAGAAGCAGUAGGGGGACAAAGGCCAAAAAACACCAAAAGAAGGAGUACUGCAUCCAAAGUGUCAUAUAAAGAAGAUAGCACGGACGGGGAAGAGGAGCUUAGUGAUGGGGAUGAGUUUCAUCUGUCCAGCGAGGAUGACAGCGAUGAUUCAGAGCGUGGUGCAAAAAGGUCUAAGAAGAAUUCAAAGGCUAAAGGAAAGGGCAAAAGUCAGGCUCCACGAUGCUCCAGCAAGAUCAAGAAGAGAAUAAAGGAGGAGGAGGAGGACGACGACGAGGAUGAAGAGGAGGAAGAAGAAGAAGAAGAAGAUUUAGAAGAAGAGCUAGAAGGGAAAAAGCAGCGAAGGAGAAAGAGGCAGGGGAAAGGAGAUGAUGAAUGGAUAGAGGUGUACCUGAAAGGUGCAAAGAGAUGGAUAUGUGUUGAUGUUGAUCAAGGGGUGGGGCAACCAGAGCUCUGCUCUAAUCAGGUCACUCAGCCAAUUACGUAUGUAGUGGGUGUAGAUGACCACGGUUACCUGAAAGACGUGAGCAGCAGAUACGACCCCACCUGGCUCACGGCGUCAAGGAAACGACGUAUCAACUCGGAGUGGUGGGAGGAGACGUUAAGCUUUUACGAGUGUCCCGAUUCUGAACAGAAAAAGGAAGAAGAUAAAGAGCUGCAGGCAAAGUUGAUGGACAAGCCAUUGCCAAAAGCGAUAUCGGAGUACAAAAGCCAUCCUCUGUAUGCACUGGAGAGGCACAUGCUGAAGUACGAGGCACUGUAUCCCCCCACUGCCACCAUUUUGGGUUACUGUCGAGGAGAAGCUGUCUAUUCACGGGAUUGUGUCCACACACUACAUUCGAGAGACACGUGGUUAAAGCAAGCACGCACUGUCCGACUCGGAGAGAAGCCUUACAAGAUGGUGAAGGGCUUCUCAAACCGCUCUCGGAAAGUCAGGAUGAUGUCUGAGAACAAGGAUGAAAAGGACCUACCCCUGUUUGGCCUCUGGCAGACCGAGGAGUACCAGCCUCCAGUAGCCAUCAACGGCAAGAUUCCACGUAACGACUUUGGAAACGUGUACAUGUUUCAACCAUCCAUGUUGCCGGUGGGGUGUGUGCAUCUGCAUCUGCCUAAUCUGAACAGAGUGGCUCGAAAACUCAACCUGGACUGUGCUCCUGCUGUAACAGGCUUCGAUUUCCAUGGAGGAUACUCACAUGCUGUAACUGACGGCUACAUUGUUUGUGAGGAACAUGAAGAGAUUCUGAAAGCUGCCUGGGAAAACGAGCAAGAGAUUCAAAAGAAGAAGGAACAAGAGAAGCGUGAGAAGCGAGCGCUGGCUAACUGGAAGCUGCUGGUGAAAGGGUUGUUGAUUAAAGAGAGGCUGCAGCGGCGUUACGGACAGCAGGGCAUGGCUAAGGACACGGGUAUUGCAAAAAGUGGAGAAGAAGCAGCAGAGGGAUUCUCAUCUGGAGAGGAGGAUGAAGGUGGGGCUCACACAGCUCCACCAUCUCUGGCUGUUUCAUGGCCUCAGAACAGGCAGGAGGAGCAGGAAGAAGGAGGAGUUAAAAAGUCUGCCAGUAAGAGGGAGAGGCGUGGCCAGCAGAAACAUCUCUUCCCUUUUGAAAAGCCGGUGUGAUGAUUGCUAUCACUUGCUUUCUCUUUCCUCUCAGUACUAGAGUCACAGAUUUCUUUGCCAUCGUCUGAACUUAAAUGACAUGGAUUUCCAGUUCCUUUCCACAGCAGUUUGUGUAACAAGUCCGUCUUUUGUCUCCGUCCUUGCCACUUAAUUAAACGGAAACGAACCAACCACAUGCAAGAAAUUUAACACAUUUCCAUGAACGGAAAAUCUGUUUACCUAAAACCUAUUUAUAGUGGAGGACAAAGGGCAGCUGUUGCAUUUCAUUAAUAAAAAUUAGCAUCCAUAAUUGUUAUAUUCCAACCAUAAAGGUCUUCAAAAGAGAUUUUUAAUCAAGUUGUUUAUAAGGUAGAGUUUCAACUGUUUGUAGUAUGUGGAAGCUUGUAAAAAUUCUUUCUGUCAAUUGCUCAUAAUUUCACGUGGUAGUCUUAUGCAAGGUUUAAAAAUCCCGAGUAUUUCUAUACAGAUAAACUACAUCCCUCUUAAUCCAAUGCUGCUUUUUCACUGGUAGUUUUUCUGGAGCUCAAGGGCUGUUAGUUAUUGAGUCUCAAUCAUUUCAGUGCGUCAAGUCAAGUAUUUUCAGUACAGGAGUACAGGAUUGGCUGCGUGUGCGUCUUCCUUCCCCAAAUCCCUACACUGCGCCAGUGACAGGAGGCCAGUAAUGUGUCUAUAUUUCUCAUAAAGCCUAAACACUAAUCUUCUAAGAAACCUGAUGGAUCGUUCUUCCGCUUAAAGUACUGUAUAAAUGUUUAGUCUUCGACAUACUGACUUAUAAUCAAUAUACCCAGCUAAUCUCAGAGGCAUUUUACAUAUGAAAAUUAAAUUCAGCUUUCGCCUACACCCUGUACUGUUAAAUCUGCUUUACAAUCCACAUUCAUUAAGACAUGUAGGGCUUUUUUUACUGUAAUAAUCUUGUUCAUGACUGAUGUUGAUUUUUCACUCUUAAAGAAUGUUUUAUUAUUCAGGGUUAUUUUUCUGGAAAACAUUUAUAAAAAAAAAAAAAUUAAAA